AUGGUGGCGAGUGGCUCCAACUUAGCGGAAAGUAGCACCAUGGCGCGCAAGAGACAGGCGACGCAGCGUACGCUUAUGGAUACUCGCCCCAAACCCGUCGACGUGGCGAGUGCGCAACUAGCCAUCGCAACGUUUUUCCACGUCUGUCGUAUCGCACCGAAUGUUGCGGAGCACGAUGCUUUCAAGACGAUGCUGAAAAAGGUUGCUGUUGCUGGUACAGGAUUUACACCUCCAGGACGACGGCUCAUAAUGGGAAGAUUGUUGGAGGAGUGCAAGGCGAACACCGACGCUGCGUUGAAGGAGGUGAAGGAUUCAUGGAAGGAUGUCGGGGACAUUGGCCAACUCGAUUGGGCCAAGGAUACCAUCGACCGCGCACAUCAGCUUAUUACGACGCUGAAGGACGCACACUGGAUUACGGGGGUUCUUCGAAAGGAGAAGGCGCUACAAAUCUUGAAACCUGCGGGCACUUGUUUUGGAACAAACUACAUCGCCCUCGAACGCCUGCAAGCAGUGCGCAAAACUCUCGAUAAGCUGGUGUCGAGUGAGGAUUGGGAGGAGUACGUCAAGGGGAAGCCGAAAAUGAAGGACGCAUGGGAUACUAUUAUCGACAAUGAGUUCUGGACGCGCGUUGGGACGGUGCUCGAUGUGCUUUGUCCGGUCAAGCUGCUGCGGAAUGUUGACCACAAUCAGGCGGUGAUGGGCAAGAUCUAUGACAAAAUGUUUGUUUUGGAGGACGCGGUGAAGGAGGCGUUGGGAGAGGUGAUGGCACCACUCGCAACCAUCGUCAAAAAAGAGGUCUUGACGUACACCAAGGGGAAGGGAGACAUUGGGGAGCAGAAGGCGCGUGAUGAGCAUGAACUCAUCAAAGCUGGGCUUUGGGAUUCGGCGCAUUGGUGGGAAUUCAAUGGCACGGACGUGCCCCACCUCUCCAAGCUCGCAACGAGAGUUCUCAAGCAAUGCGUCUCGGCCUCCCCUUGCGAGACGAACUGGGCCGUUUGGGAGUCAAUCCAUACAGCUCGUCGUAAUAGCCUUGGAGCGAAACGCCUUGCCGACCUUGUGUACGUGAGCCACAACUAUCACACAGUGAAGAAGUUGAAUGAGGAUCUUGCUAAGAAGUUGGUGGUGAGUGGGCUUCCUGUGGUGCAAGCUAAGGAGGAACCAACUGACAACUACAGGCAUCUCGAUGACGAUGACAUCCCUGAUGAGGCAUAUCUUGAUGGCCAGGAAGCAGAAGAGCCGAUGGAGUGA
Closterium sp. Yama58-4 is the source of this 1248-nucleotide messenger RNA. NCBI's taxonomy places the organism in Eukaryota, Viridiplantae, Streptophyta, Zygnematophyceae, Desmidiales, Closteriaceae. The record is from the annotation of a GenBank genome assembly.